Molecule: messenger RNA, 1305 nt
Organism: Lactuca virosa
Lineage: Eukaryota; Viridiplantae; Streptophyta; Magnoliopsida; Asterales; Asteraceae
Source: the annotation of a GenBank genome assembly
AUGGCUUCAGUCAUGGCCAAAAGGUCAAUGAAUUACAUGGCUUCUUACAUUGCCAAAAGGUCAAUGAAAAUGGAGAUAAUCUCCAAAGAAAUCAUCAAACCUUCAUCUCCAACCCCAAAUCAGCUAAAAACUUUUAAACUUUCGUUGCUCGAUCAACUCACUUUGCACUCAUAUAAUCCGAUCUUGCUUGUAUACGAGUCCAAAAGUCUAACCAGUAGUGCUGCUUUGAAGGAAUCACUAUCUAAAACCCUAAUCAAGUACUACCCUUUUGCGGGUAGGCUUCAAAAAGAUGGUAUCACGGUUGAUUGUGGUGAUCAUGGAGUGGUUUUUGUGGAAGCAAAGAUUUUGGGGUGUGGGUUAGCUUCUUUCCUUCAAAACCCUAAGUUCGAGACACAGAAGCUACUGUUUGCUGAAGGUUUUUUGUGGAAAGGGUCAUGUAUAGAUGAGAGUUUUUUUGCAGCUCAAGUAACAUCUUUUGAAGGCGGUGGAAUGGUGGUUUCUGUUUCCAUAUCCCAUAAGGUUGCAGAUGGAACGUCGGUUGCUACUUUUCUGAGUGACUGGGCUGCCAUGACACGUGGCGAGGUGAUACCAGCACCGAUGAUCCUUGCUACAUCCAUACCUUCUUUGGAUCUUGGAUUCAGGGUGCCUGAAAUAGUGAUGAACAAAAGUAAUACUUGUGUCACAAAGAGGUACGUUUUUGAUGCAAAGAUAAUAGCCGGAUUGAAAAAAUCUGUUGGUGGGUUUGUGCAAAACCCCACGAAGGUUCAAGUUGUGACUGCACAUCUUUACAAAUGCGUGAUGGCUGCUUCAAUAGCUAAAACGGGUUCUUUUAGAAAAUCAACAUGGGUUCAACUGGUGAACAUGCGAUCACGAAUGACUCCACCCUUACCCGAAAAUUCUAUCGGAAACUUCAGUUGGUAUUUCACAAUAUCAAACGAUGAUCAGAAGGAAACAAGUUUAAGUAAUGUGGUACUUGAUUUGAAGAAUGGGCUCAAAGGAGUUUGUAAGGGUGGAAAUAGUCAAGAUUUGAGUGAUUGGUUGAAGGAUGUUAGGGAGUUUGCAGGCAAUGUAAAGGAGUUGUUUGAUGAUCUUGAUGUUUACAGGUGUAGCAGUAUGUGCAAGACAUCUUUUUAUGAAAUGGAUUUCGGAUGGGGAUCUCCAAAGUGGGUCAGCGUUGCAGAUGUGUUAGUGAAGAACACUUUCAUCUUGACUGAUACACCAGAUGGAGACGGUAUUGAAGCCAUGGUGAGUCUGGAAGAAGACGACAUGAGACUAUUUGAAGUCAAUCAACAUCUCCUACCGUGA